GCCAAGUGCAGUCGUAAGAUUCAAGUUAAAAUUAACAAUUCUAAUAAGAAUUAAAAAUAAAAAAAAACUGUUUUUAAAUAAAGAAAAUCUUAUGAAUAAACAAAAUUAUGAUAUUGCUGAUGAGAUCAUUUGUUUGUUGGAGAAUCAACUGCAAUUACAUAAUGCCUUUAAACACCGUAAUAUUGAUGCAUUUAAAGAGGCUUUAAUGGAUAAAGCAAAUCCUUUACUAAACUAUACCAACCAGAAUAUAUGUGUUCUUGAAGAAGCGGCACAAACACCAGAUUGCUCUGAUUUUGUAUUUUAUUCUGUGAUAUUUGCAAAUAUAAAUGAUUUUGAAUUUACAACUGAACUUAAAAACAAAAUCAUUGCUUAUGUAUGCGAAUCCGGAGAUCUUAAAAGUUUAAAUGAAUUAGCAUUCUGCCUUAAUAUUGGACCCAAUGAUUUAAACCCUCUCAAUUCUUUGGCUUAUAAAAUCAACAAUGAGAAUGUCAUAAAUAUGAAAAAGUGCAUGCAGGUUCUUAUGCAUAAUGAGGACUGUCUCAAUAUAGCCGAUAAUAGAGGAAUGACGCCAUUACAUAAUGUGAUAACAAAUAACGAUCUGAAUGAGGAACAUAAAAGUGAAAUUUUACAAAUGUUUUUAUCUCUAUAUGCAAGUCAUCUUGUUAUUGAUAUAGAUACCUUUCGGAAUGGUGAAUUAAGAAGCAUUUUGGAAAUGAGUUAUCCCUAUAUAAAAUUACCCCCUAAAGUAAGCCUAUAUGAAGCGCUAAAAAAUUGUUUGAAAUCUGGUGACAUGGAACUAUUUCAAAAAUUUUAUAAAGAUAAUAUUUUGGACAUUGAGGAAUGGGAAAAAUUAGCUUUAAUGGAAAUUUCUUUAAAUCUAGAAUAUAAUAGAGCCUUUUAUUUCAUUUUAUUAAAUGGUGUCGAUUUCAAAGCAGAUCUAAAUCGGUUAAAAGAUGUUAUAAGCAUUAUCCUAAAUAAAGGAAUGUGUGAUAUCUUUUAUGUACUUUUAGAACAUUUUGAUAAAGAACUAAUAGCAAAUAUAACACAUCAUGUCAUAGCUUUUUUUAAAUCCCAACCCAGUUCUCUAGUACGAAAAAGUUACGAUUGUUUGCAUAAUUUUCUAGUUUGCGAUAAUUUUGAUAUAAAUGCCAUCAAUUGUGAAGAAUACACCCCACUUCAAGCGGCCAUUAUGUGGCAACAGGAAGAAUUAGUUAAAGUUCUUCUAAGUCAUGGAGCCUGUAUUAAUCUGGAAACAAAUAAGCAGAAAUUACCUUUAAAUGGUUUGAGUGCUUCGCUGUUGCAAGAACAUUUCGAUGACUGUAUAAGUUUUAACUAUGCUAAUGAUAUUCAUAGCUAUAGUAUUGAAAUUGAUUUCAAAAAUUUUUCAACUUCUCAGCACUUGUAUGAGAAGAAAUUAUAUACCGUUCUAUCACCUCUAACAGCUAUGGCUUUAUCCCCAGAACAUUGUUAUUUGCUACAGCAUCCAGUCAUAACCGGUCUUUUACACCUGAAAUGGCAAAAAGUUUCUCAUAUAUUUUAUCUCAAUUUCUUAAUCAGUUUGUUCUUUAUCAUUGCAAUUAUUACUCAGAUAGUUUUAAAAAUUCACUCCCCUUAUCCGGUUACCAUUAUAAUAACAGAGUUCUUUUCCUGGCUGGGUAUUAUCUAUUUUCUUAUAAGAGAAUUUAUACAACUAAUUGUAUCUCCCCGGAAAUACUUAAAAUCUGUUAGUAAUUAUCUUGAAAUAUUAUUAAUAAUUUUCUCCAUAUUAAUUUCUACUCACGCCUAUCUAGAGCAUAACUUAACAGUGAGUUGCAUUCUACUACUGGCCUAUGAGUUGUUUUCUUUGGUGGGUUCUUUACCCAUCGCUUCCUUUUCCACCCAUAUGCUAAUGCUAGAGACUGUAUGUAAAAGUUUCGCCAAAUGUUUUCUCUUUUACUCGAUAUUCUUAUUGACCUAUACUCUCUGUUUCUAUAUAAAAAAUGAUGAAAUAGCUCAAACUGUUAAAAUAAAGGAGCAGGAAUUCCAACGAUUUUCUAAUCCUAUGUUGGCUUUUUUUAAAACAAUAGUUAUGUUUAUAGGAGAAAUUGAUGCUGGAAAUUUAAAACUGGACUCAACAUUUAACUGCUUACUUUUUCUAUCGUUUCUCUUUUUCGUGACCAUAAUUUUAUUCAAUCUUCUUAAUGGUUUAGCUGUAAGUGAUACCCAGGCCAUUAGAAAUCAAGCGAAAAUAAAUGGUAUUAUCUGUCGCAUCAAUUUGUUGUCCGAUCUUGAGAAUUGUUUCAUCAAACCUUCUAAAUACUUUUUACCUUCACUGGAGAAGAAACCUUACCGUUAUAUAUAUAAAAUUUUAAAUAAUAUUGUCAUCGAAUACACAACCGAUGCUAAAAUCAAUUUUUAUCCCUAUAAUCGGAAUAAAAUAUUUUCAGAAGUCACUGCCAGAGCUGAAUCUGAAUUUAAAUCUUUUGUAAUGCAAAUAGAAAGUGGGUACAUUAAUAGUACGAAGAGAUAUAGUUUCUGUUGUAAUUCGUUAAACAAAUGGUUAAAAUCGUUCAUAAACAGUGAGCCCACAAUGGAUAAGCAGACCUCAGAUAAUGCUUUAGCAAUUCGGGCAAAAAAAUCAAAAAAUGACAAAAACAUUAUAGCUAAUGACAAAAUAUGUUCAAUUUUGAAAAAAUUACAAUUUAAAAGUUAAAAUUAUUUAGCUUAAAUACGACCUUUAGCAGGAAAUAUACAUAUAUAAGUUUGAAAUUCCAUUUGUAAUGUCCUCAAUAUAAUUUUCCGAUCUUAUAAAGUAUAUAAAUUCUGGAUCUGUAUAUGUAGCGGAAUCGAUUAAUCUAUGUCCGUAUGUCUACCUGUCCGUCUGAGUAUCUCCAGAAAUCAUUGUUCUAAAGACCCCAUAUAUCGUCGGGAUACAAAUAUUCAAUAAUUCUAUCAGUUAUGCUUUCGAGAAGUUUUCAAAAUUACAAUCGGAUCGGCACAUUAUUCUAAGCAGCUCUUAUAAAAUAUUUUUUCCCAAAUUUAUGCUGCAAACAAUUUGUCAGAUCGGUCUACAUUUGAUCAUAUCUGCCAUUUAUCAUAUCUGCAUUACCAGGCAACCAUAUCGCUAAGAAAACUAAAUCGAAUAUUCAAAUUAUUUAGCAUAAAUCGGGCCAUAAAUAGUUAGAGCCCCCAUAUAGGCCACACUUUUACUUAAUAGCAUAUUAGGCCAUAUCUCUCAUAUAAAGUCGACUCACUUAUAUCACUCAUAUCUCCAUUAUUUAGACAUAUACACAGACAUGGUUAAAUCGACAUCGAUAUCUUUUUCAACGACUUCAUUCUGUAUCUAAACUAUUUUAUGGAUUAUUUUAUGAAUAAGUCUGUUAUGUAGAUUAUAGCAUUGACUAGGCUAAUGAGAAAUCUAUUAAUCUCUUGACUUAUUGUUGAUAGACUACAUAUUUAAAAUUUCGGUGACUAAGUAUUCUAUGAACUACGUAGUUUAUUGAAGUGGGGUUCUCCAAUACAAAAAGUUGAAUGUAUUCAAAAUCCAUUCAUCCAAAAAGGCUUCUAUUUAAUUUAUACAAAAAAAAAAUAUGUAAUUAAAUUUAUAUUAAUUUUUAUUGUAUAGUUUUUUUAAUAAAAUUUAUUUUUUAUUUGAAAUC
This is a messenger RNA of Lucilia sericata (common green bottle fly), 3638 nucleotides long. Its product is annotated as transient receptor potential cation channel protein painless-like. The transcript has 3 exons. The coding region runs from base 92 to 2692 and encodes 866 amino acids. Gene Ontology annotation, cellular component: membrane. Gene Ontology annotation, biological process: transmembrane transport; monoatomic ion transport. The record is from RefSeq and is a predicted model, not a curated record. NCBI's taxonomy places the organism in Eukaryota, Metazoa, Arthropoda, Insecta, Diptera, Calliphoridae. Gene Ontology annotation, molecular function: monoatomic ion channel activity; protein binding.